This is a messenger RNA of Hordeum vulgare subsp. vulgare (domesticated barley), 1147 nucleotides long. RefSeq names its product guanosine deaminase-like. The coding region runs from base 8 to 1012 and encodes 334 amino acids. The record is from RefSeq and is a predicted model, not a curated record. Gene Ontology annotation, molecular function: zinc ion binding; guanosine deaminase activity. The transcript has 5 exons. Gene Ontology annotation, biological process: purine nucleoside catabolic process. Lineage: Eukaryota; Viridiplantae; Streptophyta; Magnoliopsida; Poales; Poaceae.
GCAGGCCAUGUUCCGAUCCCACGAACACGUCAGCCUUUCGUGUCGGCUCAUCCCACCUCCAAGGAAAGAAAGGGUAACGCAAACGCGCCGCGACAGCGUGACACACGCGACCGACCGACCCUCGGACGGUGGGCCGUCCCGCCGCUCCAUCACCGCCGUCCGCCGAGGCGAGAGCCCCGGUCCACGCCGGUUGCCUCCUCCCUCCCUCUCCAUCCCUAUCCGGUUGCGUCCGGCACUCCGCCAGCGCCAGUGGCCCGCCGCGGCCCUAUUUAUACGCCACGACCCAGCCGAGCAGAGCAGAGCACGCACUUUCCUUCCAAGUUCCCCCCAUUCCCACGGACAGGCACACCGACCCACGCGCAUCUCGCCGCCCGCCCGCCCGCCCGCCCGCCCGGGGAGCUCCGCCGAUCCGCUCGCCCGCCCGCCCGCCCUCCCUCCGCGCCCGCAAACGAUGGAGGAAGCCAAGGUUGUGGAGACCAGGGAUGGGACUAUCUCAGUUGCCUCCGCGUUUCCCGGUCAUCAGGAAGCCGUACAAGAUAGGGAUCACAAGUUCUUGUCGAAAGCGGUAGAAGAGGCUUACAAAGGAGUUGACUGUGGACAUGGAGGCCCAUUUGGUGCGGUCGUCGUCCGUAAUGACGAAGUAAUAGUCGGUUGCCAUAACAUGGUUCUGAACAACACCGAUCCAACUGCACAUGCUGAAGUCACUGCAAUAAGAGAGGCUUGCAAAAAGCUUGGAAAGAUUGAGCUGUCGGAUUGCGAAAUGUACGCAUCAUGUGAACCUUGCCCAAUGUGUUUUGGGGCUGUUCAUCUAUCCCGGAUCAAGAGGCUGGUGUAUGGAGCCAAGGCAGAAGCUGCUAUUGCCAUUGGAUUCGACGACUUCAUUGCUGAUGCUCUGAGAGGAACUGGGUUCUACCAGAAGGCCAACAUGGAGAUUAAGCGAGCCGAUGGGAAUGGAGCCCUGCUUGCUGAACAAGUCUUUGAGAACACCAAAGAGAAGUUUCGAAUGUACUAAUAUGUAGCAACGACAUGGUAGAAUUUUACAUCAUGAAAGACCUUGAUGCUCAGAAAUAAUAAUGUAAUUGUCAACAUUGUCAUUGGCCAUGGACUACAAACUAUCGAUUUGAAUAUACCAUUUGAUUUAUCAUUA